This is a messenger RNA of Mirounga angustirostris (Northern elephant seal), 3531 nucleotides long. RefSeq names its product spermatogenesis-associated protein 31E1-like. NCBI's taxonomy places the organism in Eukaryota, Metazoa, Chordata, Mammalia, Carnivora, Phocidae. The record is from RefSeq and is a predicted model, not a curated record. The transcript has 4 exons. Bases 1 to 3531 code for a protein of 1176 amino acids.
AUGGAGAAUUACCUCUUCCCUCAGAAAUGCAUUACUGGUGGUUGUCUGAGCUCCAGUCCCACUUCCUGGGCACUUAAUAUCCUCGCCUUCCUAUGUGGACUGGGGCUCUUUUUCCUGUUAGUUUCCUUCUCCCAGCCUGAUCCAUCCUUACCACCACAGAGGAAACACAGAAACAUCAAGAAGUGUGACUCAAUGGCACCCCCACUGUGCCCCAUCCCACAGAGCUCGUCUCCACACACCCCUUGGUUAGCUUCUGUCCCAGUCAUCUCGGGCGUGGGCCGCUCAAGCUGUCCCAUUUCAGCGCUGUCCUGGUGGCAAGAGGCUGCCAAAACCUGGAGCCUCUCCACCUCCACACGCUUGGAGUCCGAUCAAGAGCCUCUGGCCCACCCCUUACCAGAGGCCUUGUUCUGGGGAGACCCCACACACAGACAGGGAGAGACUGGAAUCCCCCCUUUCAUCAACCCUGACAUCCAGAAGCUUCUGGAGAUACUAAUCGCCAAGAGAACAGAACUGAAGAUUUGGAAGGAGAAGGAAAAGAAGGAAGGGUCAGACUGCCACCCGACCUCUUUUGGGAGAAUGUUCAAGUUGCCAGGUGACAAGCAGGACACCAUGGGUGACCAACACUUCUGGAGCUUGAGAGGCAAACCAAAACAGCUGCUCGGUCCUGAGAAGCCCCCACAUCCCAAGACUUCGGGAAACAAUUUACAGCAGAAAUGCAACCAGCUCUUCUGGGGUCUUCCCUUUCUGCACAGUGAGUCCCUGGUGGCCACUGUCAGCAUGACUGAUUCCCAACUGGAGUUCCCAUCUGUCCAAUUCAAUGAACUCUCUCAUGCCUUGCCACUCCAAAUUCAGGCCAACAUAGCUCCACAUCUUUCACUGACCCAACCACCUUCUCUUCCACCCGAGAUGGGGACCUGUGAGGUAUCUUGCCCUGAAUCCCAGAAGAAGACACCAUCUUUCAUCUCAACUGCAAUUCAAAACCUGGAAUGUCACUUUUUGAAGAAGCAACUAGAAAGGGGCAGGACCUUACCUGCUGUGGUGAAAAGAUCUCAGGAAGUCUUUAGUCAAGGUCCUCCCGACCUUCCACAGGAUGGCCAGGGCCCCCAGGGCCACGGGUCAGUCUCUGUCCUUCCCGGGGACUUGAUCGACACUGAGCUCCGGAAGCAACUGGAGUGGCACCUUUGGAAGAGGUUCGUGAAGCACCAAAGUGGCGUGCCCCACAGGAUCCAGCUAUCUGUAAAGCUGAUACAGCCUCACGGAGAGUUCUGGAAGGUGCCACAGGCAAACAGCCAGCACAGGCCCGCAUCUGAGUCUGACUCCACAGACAGAACUUGCCAGGCUACACAGAAGACUGGGUCCAGGUACCCAGCAAGGACCAUGCCAGGAAAAAACCUGGACAAGGAUUCAAGGUCUACUGCAGGGAGGAUCCGGAAAGAUCUACACAGGGGCUUGGCGAGCUCUCCAGGGAAGGCUCCAGGAAUAAAUUCUGAGGAGUCAGACACAGACUUGAAACCUUCAACAAGCAGCGCAGACGAGAAGCACCCAGAGAAGGUCCUAAGAGCCCAUUUGGGCAGGAAGUUGGGACAGAUCAGAGAAGGUCAGAUCCCUGCAGAUGUUCAUUGUUCCAGACGCACUGCCCACCAUGCCUUGGACCUUCUCAGAAAGCCAAGCACUCACAGGAAAACUGGAAAGCCAGCAUUUUCCAAGGGUUGGGAACCCUACAGGACCACCUCCCACAAUUUUUCCAUUCUCAGUCCACACACUCAACGGAUGCUAGAAGCACAUAUUAUAAGGUUUCGGGUGAAGCACAGGUGGAGACUACCCCUCAAGGUCCUUAAGCCUAUAAAUCUCUUUAAGUUGAAAAAGGGCUUCCUCUUUCCCUGGUCCUCCAUUCCCUGCUUAGCCACCUGUGUAUCUAAGGCCCGCUCCAAAACCAAGUUCUUGGGAAAACCUCCUCAGCCCCAUCAAGGAGAGAAGGUGGUAGAAGAGUCUGAUCCCACCUUGGGGAGUCCUCUCCCUGCUCCCCAGCCUACAUGUGAGGAAAUCCAGCAGGCCCUAGAAGGGACCUCACCACGUGAUGGCCAUGGGCCUUCGGAAGCCCCUCUGGCUGGACAGGAGGCCAGGUCACCUUCUCAGACCCUCACAUACAGCUUUGUGGGCAGAAUCUGGCACAGUGAACCUGCCUCAGGGACUCUUAUGAAUAGCAACCUGGAGUCAAGUCCAAGUCCAGCAAUGGCCACAAGUGAGCCAAGGAAGGAGAGUGGGGGUUGGGCCUCACAAGACUCCUGCUAUAGCAUAGAAGUGCUAGAGCUCAACUUAGAGUCCCAGUAUUUGAGUGCCAAAGAGUUCAGGGAUGCUGGGGAGGUCGAGGAGGCUCCCGCUUGGGGAGUCACCUUGGAACCCGGUGUGUGGGCCAACAACCAAACCAUCCAUGCAGAUCUGAGAAGAUCAGGGUCUUCAGAGAAAAGUGACAGCCCCUCGCCACCUACAGAGUUGGUCGCCCAAGACCCAGAAGAGCUAUGCCUUGAUGCACAGCUUAGAGAGUUUGAGCUCCGGAAGUUCAUGGAGUCAGAGAACCAGCCUCAAGACAAUGCCGCCAGCGUGCUCCUUCAAGACUGUGAAACUGGUGUCCUCCUUCAAGACUGUGCCACUGACAGCCUUCUUCAAGACUGUCAGUCCGAUGUAUUCCUUGCCGCAGACAUCUUGGCUUCUCAGGGGUCUCUGUAUGGCUUCCAGAGUGGGUCCAGUGAAGACACAUCAACUUCCCAGGUGCUGAACGGCCUCCCAUCAAGAGGACAGAAAAUCCAGAGGCAGCCAGAGCCUCUGGGACUGCGGGACCAAUCUAAGAGCCCGAGCAAGUCAUCUGCCCCCACUGCUGAGAGAGAGUACAGGAGGCCCCGCCCGAGAGAGCCUGGAAAAGAGUUGUCAGCACUAAAGAUCCUCCAGAUCAGUGAGAUGAGCCAUACUGUCCAGCACAAGGACGCAGUGGAGUCCUCAGGAAGAAAGGCCCGUCAACUCUUGCUGAAAAAGGAGACGGCUCCUCCAGAAAGCUACUUCAGAAGAAGGAUGAGGCACUUUAUACAGUGGGUUUUUCCCAGUAAAGGCAAAGGACUGGAAGAUUCCCUUCAAAAAGGCAAGUCUUCAUCAUCCCGGAGUCGGGGACCGGUCACAGGCAGAUCAGCUGUGGGGAGUGCAACUGCCGAGGCUCAGGUGCUCAUGACGGCUGUGGGACAGAUCCUACAGCAGAAAAUGGUGCCUCACCAUGGAGUUCAGGCCCCGGAGUUCAGCUGGUGCCAAAGGGAUCUCCAGGCUUCAGCAGGUCCCAAUGUCUGCUACCACAGAGUCCUCUCCUAUCAAGAGCAGAGGAGAGUGAUGAGAGAGACAACUUCCAAACAGCAAGCCACCACCAAGGGCCACAGCUAUGCCAAGACCGAGUGGAUCAGAAGCAGGGACAACAGGUUUUCAUCAGCUUGUUCGGACCACACUUUAGAGAAACAAAAGCACAAGCAAAAUGCCACCAACCUCCAAUGA